AACGAGACCACUCCUCCGUAUUUAUCCAUCUCCGCUCCUCCGCUCCCCUGUAUUUUUCCAAAACAAGAGUAACGGUGGUGGCCUUUCGCUUCUUCCCUCCCUCGAUCCUGGCCAAAACAAAGUAAAUUACUCAGCCACUGGAGUGGGUGGCGGCCGGAGGGAGGAGUCGGUGGUCGGACGGAGUGGGGAUGAGCCUGAGCAAAAUGAUGGAUGUUUCGCGGUGCGUCCUUAGCUUUCCUUGGCUUCUUUUUUCCCACACCGAAACCGAGCACCUAAAGUCUCUCCUCCGCGUGGAGGGGGUAGUCGAGGGGAGGAGCGGGAAGGAAGGGGGUCGCGGAAGAACAAAUCGAUCUAAGACAAGUGAGAGAUAUCCUAUGCACUUGUAUUCUGGAAAGCGUUCAAAGGGGAAAGUUGUCUGGUACAGAAUGGGCCUUGUUCACUGGAACUGCCCCCUGACUCAUCACAAAGGAUAGUAGAGCCACAGUAUGAGGGUAUCAAACGUUUCAUCCUCAAAUUGAUGAUGUUUUACGCUAAACAGUGCACAUCCAUCCGAGGGGCAAAUGUUAUUUAUCGUCGCAUUACACAUCAAGUUGAUGGACUUGCUCUAUAUGAUGGUCAGUCCAUCUCCUUUGUUUUGUUUUCGGAACAUUCAAACUUUUCUUAAGUAAAAAAAACUCCAUCCUAAAUUUUCUUUCCACUUUCCUUUUCGAAUGUGAUGGACUGGUCGCUCACAAUUUUUUAAUCAAAGUAUUAACGCUUGAAAAGUAUAAUUUCUCUUUCUGCACUUUAUUCCUUGGACCCAAAAAACUGACAUAGACAUAUAUUUUGUAGUAUUUAGCUUGGAGAAAACAUUUAACACAACCUUCUGUGUGCGUGAUGCCGAAAAAUAUUACUACAAUACUAAAACAAGAAACAGAUGUAUGGUUAACAAGUUUCUGCUUGUUUGAUUUUAAUGUGAGGCGUGAAACAUCACAACAUCAUGUUUGAUGAUAUUGUUUAAAAAAAAAAACGCAGGCUGCAUUUAGUUGUAGAAGGUUCCAUUUUUUGUUAUGAUAUUGUACUCACGUCAUGUGGAACUAGGGAUACAAGUUUUUGGCUUUCUGCGUUUAUUGCUUUCUUCCUUCCUUUCUGCGUUUCCCAGCUACUGAGACUUUGUUUCCCAGUAUGCUUUCUGCAUUUUAGGUUUGCGAUCAACUUCCGAACUCUGCGUUUGUGUUUGAGCUUUGCGCUAAGUUUCUCAGGCCUCUGUUCUGCGUUUAAUGUUUUCUUCGAAUAACAGGGAUGACUGAAUGAGCUGAUCAUUUAACGGGGCUGCUAAUAAAUGAUCGUUAGGUAGCGGUGUAUCACUAAGGAGAGUAAAUUAGAUAUUUGAUUUGUUUUUAAUUAUUCUUAUUUAAUUUAGUGGCUGUGUUUAGUAAAAAGGGGGCUGUAUAUAGAAUUAUCCUUUCAUAAGUAACAAUAAACGAGCUAAUUCUUUAACCGAGGUAGUAGAAUUCUACUAGUCUCAGUUUCCCUUUUGUUUCUUCUACGUCCUACAAUUAUGUCUACUUCUCUUUUUUCAACUCAACUAAUUUUCUACUGUUUCUACGGCCUUACACUUGCUCAUUUGACCUUUUGAACGGUUUGCCCAUAUUCUGUUUUUUCGUAAAAGUUACCCACCUUUUAUUGGUUUCCUAUUUGGAAAACUAAUCAAAAAUUCAUUUGUUUCCCUUUAUUUAGUUACCCUCCUUAGAUUAAGUUAGUUUCAAACAUUUUUGUUACCAUUCCUUUAACUGAACGUUUCGAGCAAAUGACUUGUUUAGUGAUGUUUUUUAGUUGUACAGUCGUUUUUUAUCAAGCUUAAUUCCUUUGGCACAUACUAAGAAAUAAGAAUGUCCCAAUGUCCAAAUUAAACUCUGAUAGACUCCAUAAUUUAACGGUACGGUGAUUUAGAUUAAGAUGAAAACUGAAAAUAGAGAGUUUUUUUUAAUGGGAAUUUGAAAAGUUUAUUCUUUAAGUGGCAAGUCCAACAAAAUUUGAACACCGUGUCCUUUAUAAAUAUAAUGGCAGAUAUUAUCUCAUAGGUGCAGGGAAAAUGAAACCGGAUAUGACACUCCAAUUCUGUUGGAAACAAAUUACAAAUUAAAAAAAAAACGGUGUUGCUUUAGUCUUCAUCGGUGCCAAAAUAUUUGUCCCCAAACUCACCCAUUCCUGGAAUGAAACGAUAAUCUUGCUGGUUUCAAUCUCAGAUGUGACAAUCUUUAUUCUUGGGAAACGUUUGCAAACAACAUGAACACCCGUAGGCGCAGAUGUGAGAUUUAGGAAGAUAGUGUUGCAUCCCGGGACACCCUUCUUUAUCCGUAGAGAGCCUGAACUUCUGAAUUCCCACUUCCCAUGAUUUUUUGCCAUUGCACCCGAGGAACACAACUGACCCUUCUUAGUAAAGUCUGCCAUUGUUAAAGAGGGUUAGGCCUUUUUGUGUUGUCCCAUCACACAUGGUUGGCACUUUAGAUGAAAUAGCUGUUUCUCAGCCAAGCCCAAAAUCAUGCCUUCUUUAUCUGCAACGAGGGCCUUUCAACUCUUAUAUCUCCACUCAAUGACAGAGUAAGGUUUUUAAGUUACUAUGACCCUCUUACCCUAGCUAGCCUUGGAUUGAAGAAUGGAGUUGAUGGACAGAAUGCCAAAUAUAAGCUCCUGCUGGGCGUUUCCACAAUUGAAGUACCUAAGUUUCUUUUUGGGCUCAAACAGACUGUAAGAGUAACACCAAAAGAAAGGUAAACAGCGGAAGAAGCAUUGGAGUGAAAGAGACAAAGUCCACAGGCAUAGGGGAAGCAUCCGCACCACGUACGCUGCAAAAUCUUUCUCUGAGCUUGGCUUUCCCCAAUUACUGAUUGAAAGACUUGAGAAGGAAGGGUUUAAGGAUCCAACAGAUGUUCAAGCUUCUGCAAUUCCAACUAUUCUGGAAAACCAUGUCGUGAUUCAGUCAUAUACUUGCUCAGGAAAAACAUUGGCAUACCUUCUUCCGAUACUCCCCCACAUUGUUUUCCCUAUGAAUGGUGUAUCUUCUUCAAGCAGAACGGAUAUCAAAGAAGUUAUUGUAGCUCCCUCCAGGGAACUCUGUAUGCAGAUUGUCAGGGAAGUGGAGAGGCUUUUGGGACCCAACAAGAAAAUGGUUCAACAGCUUGUUGGUGGAGCGAACCGGUCCAGACAGGAAGAAGCGCUCAAGAAAAACAAGCCAUCCAUAGUAAUCAGUACUCCUGGUCGGAUUGCGGAAAUUAGUGCAUCCGAAAAGCUUCACACUCACAAGUGCCGUUGCUUGGUCUUAGAUGAAGUUAUUGAGCUUCUCUCAUUCAAUUUCAGGGAGGACAUGCAGCGGAUACUAGAUCACGUGGGGACAAAACGAUCUGGUGCGGUUUCAACUAUUUGAUUACUCCUAUAAAUAGUUUAUUACCUCUAUCUCAAAUGGUUUCUCCCUUCUGAAGUUUUCCAUCAUUUGCAAUGGAACCAAAGAUUCAUUAUUUUUUUGCCUGAGAAUAUGAUGGAAUAAAGCAAAAUGGC
Molecule: messenger RNA, 3537 nt
Organism: Cuscuta epithymum
Lineage: Eukaryota; Viridiplantae; Streptophyta; Magnoliopsida; Solanales; Convolvulaceae
Source: the annotation of a GenBank genome assembly